AAGAAAAUUAUUUGUUUUCACUACAUUUAAGUUAUAAACUAGGUUAGCACACAAUCCAAAGUGGAUUAAUAAAAGUAGGUAUGUUUACUUUUAAUAACAGAUAAAAAAAUAAGUUCAAAGGUAAAUAAACUGCAAAUAAUCAGUAUACUUGAAGUAUUUAAGUAUGUUGGGCUAUCUGAGAACUUUUACACGAAAAUAUUCAGUGUCUAGACAAUAUAAUGAAGUAAAAAUACCAUUACCAUGGGGUCAUGUAGCUGGUAAAUUAUGGGAAGCAAGCGAUAAAAAUAAAAGACCCAUUUUGGCUUUACAUGGUUGGCAAGACAAUUGUGGUACAUUUGAUAGAUUAAUACCUUUAUUAGACAAAGACCAUGGUUUCCUAGCCAUAGACUUACCUGGACAUGGGCUAUCAUCAAAAUUACCCAAUGGGGUACCAUAUGAAUUUUUAAAUUAUCCCAUAUUAAUAAGGUCAAUAAUGAAUUAUUUUAGUUGGCCUAAAAUUUCAUUGAUGGGUCAUUCUUUGGGUGCCAUUUCUUGCUACACUUUUACAAUGCUUUUUAAUGAUGAAGUAGAAUUUCUUAUUUUAAUUGAUGGUUUGAAGCCUUUGGAGUUGCCAAAUACUGGAGGAAGGUUAAAAAGAGAAAUUGAUAACUUUUUAAAAUAUGACAAACAAAAUCAAGAUUCCACAAACCAGCCAUCAUAUUCCUUGGACUAUUUAAAAAAAAAAAUGUCGGAGCAAAAUAAUAACGCUAUCAACCUGGAAAACACGGAGUACAUUCUAAAAAGGAAUAUCAUAGAAUCUGAAACUGAGCCAGGUAAAUAUUACAUAACUAGGGAUUCAAGAUUAAAAAUCCAUAGUUUUAUAAAUUGGUCUCAGAGAGAUAUUUUGAGUGGAACUGAACAAGUUAAAUGUCCAAUGUUGAUGUUGAAAAGUGAUUCAAGCGGAUAUUUCGAGAAAAAGAAAAAUUUCACGGAGGUUUUUGAGGUAUUAAAAGAGAACAAUAAAAAAAUGCACUAUCAUGUUGUAAAAGGAACACAUUUUGUUCACCUAAAUAAUCCCGAGAUUAUCAAGGAUUAUAUUAACGAUUUUAUGGGGAAAUAUGGUGAGAAGUGAGGAAAG
Messenger RNA from Brassicogethes aeneus, 1117 nucleotides. The record is from the annotation of a GenBank genome assembly. NCBI's taxonomy places the organism in Eukaryota, Metazoa, Arthropoda, Insecta, Coleoptera, Nitidulidae.